AUGGCCAAGGUCAUUGUUGCUUUGUUGGCAGCGGGACUGCUGGCAUCGGCAGUACCGGCAGCCAGCGGGCAGGCGGUCAACCCCCGCAAGGGCACCCCGCUGCUGAUCCAGGCCGGCAACACCACAAAGCUGAUCUGGAAGACCAGCCCGCCGCACCCAGACGCGGUGAUGUGCUGCGGCGGGGCGAUCCAGCUCAGCUGGAGCCCCAUGGACUCUGGCGUUGACCACUCCGUUGUGCUCAACAUUGAUGACACCUGCCCCAGCACCCUGAAGAACCAGCAGUACGUCCAGUACAUCUACCAGGCCGCCCCCCGUGGCCUGGUGACCCUGGACUUCAAUCAAAACGGCGAUUACUACAUAAGCGACGCGGUGGCCAACCAUUGCAGCCAGCAAGGGAUGCAGUUCCUACUGGCGGUGCGCGGCUGCCCCUCGGACAACACGAUUUACAGCCCAGUAGUCCCCAUCAACGUCAAUUGCCGCCCGCAGCCCGCCAACUCCCUCGGCCUGCCCGGCGGCGCCGGCGCCGCGGCGCCAUGCGUGCGCCUGCUGCCGCCUGGCCUCCCCUUGCGGCGUCCCCCGUACGUGCGUGUCAUGGCCAGCGACGGCGAUGCUGAGGCGGGCACCGCCCCAAAGCGGCGCGGGCGCCCUCGCAAGUCCAUCGCGGCCGUCACCACCAUUGCGGAUCCCGCUGAUGAAGUUGCCGCGGCGGCCUCGCCUCCCAGCCCCGCGGCCCGGCAGCACGAGGCGCCCUCCGCCGCCCCCAAGCGCGCGGGCCGCAAGGCGACGGCGUCCAAGGCGGCGGCGCCAGCGGAUGCGGGCGCCCAGGAGGGGCCGGGCGGGGAAGCCCAGGAGCAGGCAGAGGCACCGGCGGCGCCCAAGCGGCGCGGCCGCAAGGCCACGGUGGCGGCAGGGGCGGCAGCGCCCGCCGCGGCGGACGAGCCCCUUGCGGCGCCGGAUGCCGCAGCGGAGGCCCCCGCAGCGCCCAAGCGCCGCGGGCGCAAGGCGGGCGCAAAUGGGGGAGCAACUGCAGGCGCGGAGGCGGAGGUUGCGUCGGAUCCGGCGCCGGAGGCGCUGGCAGCAGGCGAGGCGCCGGCGGUGGAGGAAGCUGCAGCGGCAGUGCAGGCGCCGGCGGCCCCCAAGCGCCGCGGGCGCAAGCCUGCGGCGGCGGGCGCCCCUGAGCCCACCGACCUCGGAGAGGCAGCCGCUCAGGCACAGGAGGCCGCCGACGCGCCCGCCACCCCGAAGCGGCGCGGCCGCAAGGCCACCGCCGCCGACGCGACCGUCGCAGCGCCGGAGCAGGAGGCGCCCGCGCAAGCGCCUGGUGCCCCCAAGCGCCGCGGCCGCAAGACCGCCGCCGCGGCCCCCGAGCCCGCGCCGGACGCCGAGCCCGCGCCCGCGCCGGCCGCGUCGGCCUUCGCCAAGUCGCUGCUCUCCAGCCUCGGGCCGCGCGGCGCCGGUGCUGCCGACGCCCCAGAGGCGGCCGGCCCGGCCCCGGGACCGGCGCCUCCACCGGGCUUUUUUGAUGACGGCGGCGACGACGGCGAGGCAGGGGAGGAUGAGGACUUUGACGUAUUGGCGGGGCUGGAGGCCGGGGACUUGGGGGAGGGCUUUGAUCCCGAGGUCGGCGGCUACAUCAGCUCGCGGUGGGGCGGCCGCGGGCGCGGCGGCGGCGGCGGCGGGUUUGACCGCGACUUCGACAUGUUUGACCUGGGUGAGUGGCGCAGCGCCGGCAUGCGUGUCUAG
Monoraphidium neglectum is the source of this 1743-nucleotide messenger RNA. RefSeq lists its product as hypothetical. Lineage: Eukaryota; Viridiplantae; Chlorophyta; Chlorophyceae; Sphaeropleales; Selenastraceae. The transcript has 8 exons. The record is from RefSeq and is a predicted model, not a curated record. The coding region runs from base 1 to 1743 and encodes 580 amino acids.